Messenger RNA from Dermacentor silvarum, 9628 nucleotides. RefSeq names its product lysosomal cobalamin transporter ABCD4-like. The transcript is spliced from 3 exons. Lineage: Eukaryota; Metazoa; Arthropoda; Arachnida; Ixodida; Ixodidae. The record is from RefSeq and is a predicted model, not a curated record. Gene Ontology annotation, molecular function: ATP hydrolysis activity; long-chain fatty acid transmembrane transporter activity; ABC-type transporter activity. Gene Ontology annotation, biological process: peroxisome organization; fatty acid beta-oxidation; long-chain fatty acid import into peroxisome. Bases 315 to 2207 code for a protein of 630 amino acids. Gene Ontology annotation, cellular component: peroxisomal membrane.
AUGAGUAGCUCGACGAUCUCGUAUCAGCAGUCACUCGCGUCAGUUUCUCUCUUUGCUUUGCUUGAAAUAUCACGUGCCUCCGCGCCGCCCUGUUGCGGGUAGCCGAGCGCCCACCCUACGCGGAGUUUCGCAGUCUUCGAGGCGGUUCUUUUGAUCCCCGUUAUCACCGCGAUAGAGCGCUUCUCGAUCCUCAUCGCGGAGUCGGUUUCGGAUGGGCGCCAAGCUCGAGCGGGGGACCUAUCGACUCCGUUAACUGGAAAGUGGGGACCCACUUGAAGAAACUGGAAACCGUCGUCGAGGGCAAAGGAAGAAAAAUGUCCUCCGGUACCUAUCAGCGCAUCACGUCCAUCAACUUGGGACCACCGCGGCACGUAGAGCCCAGCGAGAGCUCUAGCUCCGAGAUGGAGCGUCUCGCCUUGGACUGCCUGUUCGUUCGGCGCUUCCGCAGACUCGCGGCCAUCGUGCUUUCAAAUAUCGCUGCCGUGCUUGUGAUGGUCGUGCUGCUCGUCUUGUCCGUCGCGUACGAGGUGAUCGUCUAUCAGGUGGGGCUCACGACUAGCCAGUUCUACGUCGUCCUCGGCAAGAAAGACUGGUGGGGUUUCCUGAACCAAACGGCUUUCUGUCUCGGCCUCAUCGCGCUCGUCGCGUGCGUCAAGAGUGGCAAGCAGUACGUGUCGAGCACGGUCACCGUGCAGUGGCGACAGCUUCUCACCAAGCGUCUCCAAGAGCUGUACUUCUCGCGCAAGGUCCACUACCGGGUCAACGUGGUCGAGACGGGCAUCGACAACCCGGACCAGCGCAUCACGCAAGACGUGGACCGGCUCUGUCAGGUGCUCAGCGACAUCGUGCCCACCCUGCUCAUAUCGCCCUUCACGAUAGCCUACUACAGUUACCAGUCUUUCAACGUCGCGGGCUACAUCGGCCCGCUGGCAGUUUUCGUCUACUUUAUCAUGAGCACGGUUGUGAGCAAGCUUCUGAUCACUCGCGUUGUGCCCAGAGUGUACGAACUGGAAAAGCAGGAAGGUCGCUUCCGUUACAAGCACGCUCAGAUAAGAGCAAACUCGGAGUCUGUGGCCUUCCUAGAUGGGGAAUUCGCGGAGCUGGACUCGACGGAGGAGCAUCUGCUGGAACUUGUCAAGGCACAGCAGUCGGUCUAUAACCGCCAGUUACCUCUGAACCUUGGUGUCUACUUCACGGACUACGCAGGCAGCAUCUUGAGUUUCCUCAUCAUAGCAGUGCCCCUGUUCUCUGGCGCCUACGAUGACACCUCGACGGCCGACCUCAGUGGCAUCAUCAGCAAAAACACCUUCGUGUCCAUGUACCUGAUCAGUUGCUUCAGUAAGUUGGUAGACUUGUCCAGCGGGAUUUCAACCGUGGCUGGCAACACGCACAGGAUCUCUGUUCUCCUGGAGAGGAUGGAAGCUAUCAACGAGGAGGAUGACCUCCUGGAAAAGAUGAAGCAGACAAAGAAGCCGCACAAUGAUGACGGUGACAGUGAUGAAGUGGGGCCACAGUUCAUCGUCAAGAACAUGUCCUACGGAAGUCCGUACGACGACAACAUCUUUGUCGAAGGACUCACGCUUGAGCUGAGCCCCCCAAAGAGCGUCUUUGUCACCGGACCGAGCAACAGCGGCAAGACAUCCUUGCUGAGGAUACUCAAGGGCCUGUGGUCACCAUCGUCGGGAUCUGUCAUCAGAGAGUUUGCCGGCUCUCUGUUCUUGCCACAAGUGACAUGGUUUGGGAGCGGCAGCCUCAGGUCGCAGCUAUACUACCCGUACACCCCGCCAAAGACCACACCACACGAAGAAGGAGAGAUAUGGAGACUUAUCGAGCUAGCCGACCUGGGACACCUUCUCAAGCGGUCUGGUGGACUUGAUUCUUCCCUGCUGCCCAUGUGGUACGAAUCGCUAUCCCCGGGCGAGCGACAGCGGCUCAGCUUCCUGCGCGUCCUGUGCCAGAGGCCCAAGAUGGCACUCCUCGACGAAGCCACCAGCGCGCUCGACGAGGACACGCAGGUGAAGCUGUACCGCGAGUGUCGCAAGUUGGGCAUCGCUACUGUGACAAUCGGUCACCAUGCCUGCCUCGAGCCUCUGCACGACACCACCUUGGAACUUCACGGGGCUGCAAAGGGCGGAACUUGGUCGUUGAAAGAAUCAGACGAAACCACCCACGGUGACUCUGCUGCUGUCGAUAGCUCACACUCUUGAUCGAACAUCUUGAGGGUGCAUGUAAUUGCGCCGGUCUCACUAAAGCUGAUACUGCUGCAAUCAUUUGUGUAAUGAUUCCAAUGGCUGUUUUGCUAUGAGCAAGGUCUCACUCACCAUUCAAGGGACUCUACAGGAAACUAUCAAAUCAGUCUGGACUGAUAAGAUGUGCUGUGAAACACCGAGUUGGUCACUUUUAUCGAGAGCAGAGGAUUACUGCAAUGAUAGAUGGCGUGAAGUGGAUGGACAAGUAUAUUGCCACAUUGGAGCCCUCGUAAAACCUUUCUUUUACAAGAGAGAUGGGACCUUGGCUAAGUAUGGCUAUGUUAUAGUCAUUAGAAUGAUAGAAAUCUCCCAAACAAAUUUUGAUAGUAUCAGAAAGCAUGAUAAGAAGAUGAACUUGCAGGCCUUGAGCAGGUUCAGGCUAACACAGCACAAAUGUAAAUGAAGAAAUCUGAGAGUGCCCCGCUUCCUGUACAGGAAUUACUUGGCCUAAUAACGACAGAAAGACAAAGUUCACUUUGUUUCAGCCCGCCAUCUUUUAGAGGCCUCUUUCACAGAAGAAGUGCCUUAACUUGUGAAAAGCCUUGAAAUCUGCCAUUUCAGAGAAAUUAAAUCACCCCCAUUACAGUUUUUGUGAACGGAAAAUUUGGAAAAGAAAUACUCCAUUUAAGUAAUUUUUUUUUCUCUGAUAAUAAGCCGUCCUUUUCUGACAAAUAAAAUGCUUCAAAAUCUCCGAAAGGGUAACGUGCCGGCACAGCCUGGUACAACAUUUUCUUCCUCUAGUGUCCCUUGAAGUGAGAAACUAGUGAAGAUGGGUUGAGGAGACAGGUGCAGAGGUUUCUGGCUUCCUUGAACAGUCCACUUAUAGGAAAGAAAAUGUGAGCGAGGAAAUUAAAAACACCUGUGCUGGAAUACAGGGCCUUUAACAAAAUUGUCGAAGCUGCUCCACACGUGAUGACAUCUCUUUGCCAUGUUUCUGUGCUCCUAUAGCAUGCCUGGCACUCCGAAGCUCAGGAUACUGAGGCACCCUCUUUUUCUCCAAAUUGGAAGCUUUGGGUCAGUGAAAAUUUCACAGAGGCACAGUAUACUAUGACCAGUUGACAGGUGCGCAGUGGCUUCAAAAAUUAUGACGAUGACUGUAGACAUUAAUACUACAGCAAACCUUUGUUCAGAGGUGUUUGUGGAGACUGAAUUAUUAACUCUUUAACUCUCAAAUUAUUUCAUUAAAAAGUACAAAAUUUACCAAUAAUUUUUAUUCCUAAAUUUAUUGCACAUUACAUCCGGAUUCGAUAUACAUGUGCGAUUUGCAUCUUUAUUGACCUGAAAUAUCAGUGAAAGGCAUCUGACCUGAAACGAAGAUAUCCCCUCAGCACACAGGUAAUGUUUGAAUGCUGCUAUCUGAACAGAUGGUAAUGAAAAGAAUUGAAACCAUCGAAGAGUAUGCCAGUGCCGAAACCCAAAUGCUUGAUGUGAAUUGAGUUGACGAGCAAGGCUUGCAUCCGGCAAGCAAAAUCGAAGAAGCUGCGGCCUGGACAAGUGCAGCUUGGGCUUGUUAGUUAAAGGGUUAUAUGGCAAGAAAUUCAACACUCUGAUAGACAGCCUAGCCUAAAAGCCACAAGAACAUCCCCAGAAGCCCCUGUUCUGUUUAGGCUCAACAGAAAGAGUUGCUCUGUUUCCCGAGCCAUUGUGUUCUUGCCCGUACACGCACUGCCGAUUAAAGCAAACAAUCAGCAGAUCGAGCUCAAAGGCAUGCACUGUUGACUAUGGGCUACAAUUUAGUGUAGCUUACUUCAGUGCAGGGUUUUGUCAUAGAUAGCAUUUUGUCAGCUUGUUUCUGCAAGUUGUGCUCUUGUGCUUCUUGAACAUGAAUUCCACUUUUUGUACUCGAGGAAUUGCCCAGUGUACCAAUUGUACCAAUUUUUGCGUGAUCUUUCUUUAAUAGGCAGCAGUUGCCGCGGGAACUUGGUCUCCUGAAACUUGUGCAUACCACAUAGUCAUCAUUUCUGUCUCUGGUCAUUUGGUAUGCUGCCGACAAUAUUUCGCACUCCGCCUCAUAGGUGUGCGUCAGACUGUUUGUACCAUGCUUCGUAGAAUGUGUUAAGUUUUUGUGCUGGGAGCGCUACCAAUGCCAAAGAAGUCUCGUGGCCUGUGAUACAAUGAAGGCUCGAUUAAUGCACUGCCUGCUUGCAAUUAAAUUUGGCAGUCAAGAAAGUGCGAUGUUCGCUUCGCUUUAUUGUGUUGUUUUUAAAGGAACGUUAAGAGAAACGUUAAGCUAGAUUAGCAGAUCUCUGGACUACAAGACAGGGCAGUCUUGCCACAAGUAAGUCAGAAGCUUAGUAAGCAAAAAAUAUGCAAAAAUGCAACAUGGUUGGCGACACCACCUUGAGGUCCUCACGCCAGCUGUGGCGUUGCUGAUUUGGACAGCAUCUGGGCAGGGCUAGUGGAUGGAUUAGAAAAUAUCCAAAGACAAGGUGGCAACUUAUAUGAAUGUUAAUGUCAUAAUAUAAUCAAACUAGGUGAAAAUAGAGUGAAAUCUAGGACAUUUUGUGAACAUUGACACUGUGAUUAGAGUUCAGAAAUAAUUAUUGCCUUUAUUUGUUCUACCAAUAAUCAUUAUUCUUGUGUGUUAGAAACAUGAACGGAAGUUUUUAAUAUCUUACUACUCUAAAUUGUAGUCUUUCUCUCAGUGGCCCAUAGAGUGGUGCAACUUAGGCAAGAGGAAAUGCAAUUCAGUGCUACAUUUAUAAUUCUAAGCCAAUAUCUGAAAAUCAGGAGGUCUGAAUAUACAAAAAAGAUAUCUCCAAUGUAAGCUAAUUGGAAUACGAACGAAGUUGAAGCAUUGUAGCUUCUUGUCUAAAACACGCAGCAAAAGGUUACCCUUGUGACAUGAGCUCACUUGCCAUCAUCAUUACCAUUAAGUGAUUAUCACUUUGUUGCUUACUGGGCUUUCCUCUGUUUUGCCUGUUCCACUUAAAACUUAGCAUUUUUUAGAAGUUUGUGAGAUAAGCUUAAGGCGAGUUGUUCCUUGUACCUGCAGUACGAUUUACUGCCAUUGUUCAGCCAGUGCAUGGUUGUGAUGGCAUCGAUCAAGUUUAGCAGGCACGUACAUUUAGUCAACAUUUGAGUGUGGCAAUGCAGCCAUGGCACGUGAACAAAUUUUGAAAGGCAACUUGAGCGCUUACACUUGUAGAAUUUUCAAACCACAUCCUGAAUUCUAAGCCAACCGGCCAGUUUUUGUGUUCAACAUUUUAUAGAAAAAUUUAUCAGCCUAGGUUUGAGUAAAUAUGGUAUUGUUUACUGUAUUGAUUAAUGUAAGAUAUAAAGCAGUCCAUUUUACUUUUGCCAGCUCCCUUGUGUAACAGUUUUAUAUCCGAGCCACAAGAAUACGUACGAAAGUAAUCCAAAUUAUUUCUAGCAUUGGCCAGGUAUCUGCAUAACACAUGCACAGUGCAGUAGUAUUAUUCAUGCUUAGUUUUCUAUUUCAUUUGCAUAGCACAUUGAUCUCCAUGUUCACAUUUACAUUUACUCAAGAUAAGCAUGCCCACUUUGAAUUUUUUCUAGAUAAUAUCUAUGCACUGUGGCAGUAAUCUUCUGCUUUUGUUCGAAGUGAAUAUUCCAGAAUUUUGGCAUUCCAUACUAUUGUGUGUAGCACAUACACUUGUAUGUGUUAGCAACUGCCUUUACUGUUUUCUGUACAAAGCCAAGUGGACAUUCACUAACUAUUCAGUAACUAUGGCCGCUGACCAUCGUUCCAGAAAUAUCCCUCCCCUGUCAGAAAAGUUCAGCAGUCCAUUUUGUUUGAUUCUAAAAAAAGAUGCAACUGGUCUUGAUUGGUCUGAAUUGUUUCUAAUGUGUUUGAAUAGUGUCUUGAGACAUGGAUAAGUUCUACCCAUGAAAUUGAUUUGACUGGAUUAAGUGCUGUUUCAUCUAUACACCUAAUUUUGAAAUAAUAACAACCAUAUGAAGCCAACAGACAACGAAGAUCCCAGAAUUGGCAUCAACAAUGUCAGUAAGAUUGUGUGACAAAAAGCUUUUGUGCCUCAAAUUGAGAUAGAAGUCAAGAUUUUUUUGGAUGUCACUGCCUAAAUUCAGUUUCCUAGAACUCUUAAUAAGCAGUUCAGUAUUGCAGAGGACCAAGUAAGAAGCUUCAUGCUUUAUGCAUUCUCCAACCUUUUUUUGCGCAGUUAUGUGACUCUAUGCCUACUGAUUUCUACAAAAGCACUCAUAGAAUGUUAACCUUUUAGCCGGUUCAUUAUACUCGGCAAUAGAUUGCCUAAAUCUCCUUAAAAUUAUUGGUCUAUGAGCCAGGACAAGCUACCUUGUUCAUGUGAUGAAUUGGUGAGUCCAAACAAGCUAGCAGUGUGCAAUGGUUAAGGUGUUAAUGCAAGGACAUCCUGCAUUUACUAUUGAAGCUCUCUGUGUUUUGAUAAGGUAUACUGCUUUGUUGUAUAAUCUUGUUAGUCUUUUUUGUGUGCCCAUGGUCUACAGGUUGUGCUCCAGUCUGACCAGUAGGUCAGCUUAGUACGGUUUUGUAAACCUAUGUUUAUUGUUCUCUAAAUGUAAUUUUAAAAAUACUAAAAGAUAUUUACAGGGCAUGCUUCUUAUACAGACAUUCUGUUCUUUAUUUCAUUCCACCUCCAAGAUUUAUUUCAGUUGCUGCUUGACAAAUUGAUUCUGUAAGUGUUAUUGGCAGUUUUAAGGUGCAUCAGUGAAAAUGGCUGUGGUAUAUGGUAACUCUCAGAUAUACAGGAUUUCCUUUACGGCAAACGUGCAGGGAUUUUGGAAAUCUUUUCAUCAUGUCAGCAGUUUCACUUAAGGACAGCACAUUUUAUUUAUCAGAAACUAAAUGCAACUCCUUAAACUGCAAAUCUUAAUUGAAUUUUUUUUAAAGAACAGUAAAAGUAAUAUUAGGCUGUGUGUAUCUGCAGAUAACACUUCUAUAAUAUCAAAACCACCACUAUUGCAUGCGAGGAGGCUUGCUGAGCCAGAAAAGGCACAAAAAUUAAAGACCAGGUGGGCGUCGUUGCCCUGAAGUUCAUGCAUCUCUUCACCCUGGUAUCAUGGAUUUUUACAUUGUCCACAUGAUAAUAACUGGUUGUCAGCAAGGACUACAUUACAUUCUAAGUUAAUGAAAACUCAGCCUAGCAAGUUUCGAAAACUUCUGUGUCAAAAACAGCCCAAAUAUGAACAAAAGGCACGCACUGAAAUUCGUGACAUCACACUGCCUUCCUAGUGCUGAGUUUUGGAAGAAUGUUUUAACAAUGUAAACUGAAUAAGCAUUGCUCUUUGCACUUUAAAGUGAGUCUUCUGCCUUGCUGUUCCACGUAGCACGCCUAGACAGGGACAGGAAUAUCAAAAUUAAAAUAACAUUUUAAGCGCAGAUACACCUAACAGCUGAGGCAGUGUAUGCUAUGUAAGAAAUCAGUCAUAGCAAAGUCACUGUUCACUUUCAUGUGUUUCUUGGGGGAAAAUGAACUUAAGUUCUGACGUUCGAAAUUACGUUAUGCUCGAAUGCGCAUAUACGCUUUGUAAAAUUGAGAAAUCUUCUAUGGGCAGUGACUUCACAGACAACCUAUUCUAGCACCUGAAGCUCAACCAUAGAAUGUCCCUGGUUGAUGCUACCCGAUCAGCAGCAUGGCAUUCCAUCAUCAUUCCAUCGUCUUUACAACGAUCUAUGAAUUAGUGCUUUCGCUGGUGUCCCUUGCAAUUUCAAGAAGUACAGAACAGUUUUCCUAGUGAGCAAAAAUGUAGUAUUAGUCUUAUCGGUGCUUCAGCCUUCAUUUUGUGUGGAAUAAAUAAGACAGGAACAAUGCAAUUUAGCUUUUGUGUGCAUUAUCCUGCGGCUGUAUUCAGGGUCGAUCACUUUCAGUGAGUGCUGAUUGGCUAAGCCAAAGGAAAGGAAAACGACCAUCACUCCAGUGAGGCAUCAUGCCAGACGCCAAGUAUCACCAAAAAUGAUUGAUCUUGAAUACAACCCUGGUCUUGUCUCCAAUGUCUGCUUCGUGCCAAAUCAAGAGCAGUUUCGCGGGAUCAAAUGUUAUAAAAAAGUAUCAAAGUCUAACAUACAGAGGCAUUGUACUUUGAUUUUUGUACAUUGUAUUUAAGACUAUACAUGAUUUAGAACAAUUGUUUGUGCUGGAUCAGGCAGCUGUUUGUAAAGUGAAGAUCCAAUGCAGUCAUUUGUUCUAUGGUAUCAUUAGAAUGCUGUAAUGUUUGUGGUUGGGAAAGACGAAACUGGAGUGAAUUGUUGCUUUUUGUUGUUUCUAAGCUUUACAAGCCAAUGCAAGUAUCCUUCGCGUGUAAUUUUUUUCUCACCAUUGUUUGACAUUCCAUAUGUGUGCCAUAGAUAUGGGUCUCCAUCCAUUCUGUGCCGGAUUCCAAAAACAAAACUGUCUGGCAUAAACUGCUGCAAAAGCCUUCAUGCAGCCUAUGUGAUGCACUGCCUGUCACUGCUGAUCUAAUUGGUAGGAGCUCCUGCGUGCUUUGAAAUGUUCAGCAUUGCACUUUGACAUUGGUUUACUGCAGUCUGCUAUCCGCAAAAAAAUUCAACACAACCUGAAAGAAAGGCAACACCUUCUGAUGCAUCGAUAUUACAGUGUGUGACUUCCACUUGCUACACAGGUGGUCGAUGGACAUGAAAUUGUCUUAAAAUUCAGCAGCAAAAUCGUGGUUGUUUUUUAAAUGCAAAUAUUUAAAUUAGCUUUGACUCAUGCAUGUAUCGUUUGUGUUUUAACUGGAGUAGGUGGUGCAAGUAAAUAAUGAACAGACUAAAACAUUUUUGUAUCCUGUAUAUUGAAUGUACCAGAGAGAAAAAGUUAAUGUAAAUUUAAAUUUACACAGUGGCAUUACAUUGUUUUAUUGGUGAAAAUUUGGGCUGCUUGAAGAUGACAGCCACACUGCUGUCUAACGUAUUGUGGGUCUGUCAGCGCAGUUUACUGGCUUGCUUCGCACCGUAUUAGCUAUGUAGAGAGUAUCAUAUUUUACAAGGUGGCAGGAACGCUAUAUUAUAAAUGUGUGUAAUUUUAUGCAUGGGGUGUGCAAUGUACUUUUUUUGCUGCUUGCGUUUUAUCACAUAGACAUUGUGGCGGUGUUCUAUGUCUAGUCUAUGCAUUGCAUGACAUUCAGUAAUUUCUUUAGCACUCCGGUACUAGUAUAUAUGUGAUUGCGAUUCUGUGAUUUAACCAGUGGUUUGUUAGGGUUUCAACUACACUGCAUUGGUUUGCCAUCUGCUGUGAAAAUGCCUUUUCACUUGCUUGUAAUAUCGUUUGCAAAUGGCAGUCCUAAGUCAUGUGCGAAACACCUAGUGUGCCCACGAGACAUAUCAAGUGAGAUGCAGUGAACUGUGUACAAAGAGAAAACAAAUAUAUAUUUGCACUGUCUUUGUCUUUGCAAUUUUGAAAUACAGCUGUUUUUCAUUUUUU